Messenger RNA from Aethina tumida (small hive beetle), 1947 nucleotides. Its product is annotated as myogenesis-regulating glycosidase. Bases 1 to 1875 code for a protein of 624 amino acids. Gene Ontology annotation, biological process: carbohydrate metabolic process. Lineage: Eukaryota; Metazoa; Arthropoda; Insecta; Coleoptera; Nitidulidae. The record is from RefSeq and is a predicted model, not a curated record. Gene Ontology annotation, molecular function: hydrolase activity, hydrolyzing O-glycosyl compounds. The transcript is spliced from 12 exons.
AUGACUAUUUUUAAUUGUAAAGCUGGCAUUAUUGUGCUACUAGUAUUAACUAGCAUAAUAUUAAAAUCUGAUGCACUCUCAGUGUCUCUUUCACACGGGUCUGAUGGAGUUCGAGUUAUUGUCUCCAGAGAUUCAGACGGAAAAGAUGUUGUGCUAACGGGAAUCCUGGGCUUAGGUUUAAAUUACACCCAUAACAACCCCGUCGACGCCAAUUUCUCAUACACAAUCAACCAAGAUACUGUGCAAAUAUUUUGGGAAACCAAAAACACAGACUUGAGGCUUCGCGAUUGUUACGAUCUGAAUCAGUCAACAACCAACUGGUUCGGAGGACCGGAAAGGUACAGGCAAGUCUGGCCGUUGGAAGAAAUGACCAUCAAAGCUUCGGACAAACCUUAUGCAGUUGCCAAAACAGAUAAUUUCGCUGUUGCUGAACCGUACUGGUUGAAUUCCAAUGGGGCAUUCAUUUACGUUGAUGAAAGAACGCCUUUGUACGUCGACCAAAACAAUUUGGAGGCUGGGAAGGUUUGCUUUAUUGCUGAUGCUCAAGGUGUUUAUGUGGGAAGAAACAGGGUAGUUCUUAAUUACACGAUUGGAGUCCAAGAAAAUGCCAAACUGGCACAUUUGUUUGCUGUUGAAAACUUCUUGGGUAAACCUACUGGCCAUCCUAAUGACAAAAUGAUAAGCGAACCUAUUUGGACCACCUGGGCGAAAUAUAAGAAAGAAAUCAACGAUGACGUUGUUCUGGAAUUCGCCGAUGACAUUGUCAAACAUGGAUAUGCUGGACAGUUGGAAAUCGAUGAUGAAUGGGAGAAAUGCUACGGCCAUCAAGAAUUCAGUACCAUUAAAUUCCCAAACAUUAAUGAAACAGUAAAAAAGCUCCACGAAAAGAACUUCAGAGUUACCCUUUGGCUUCAUCCUUUCGUGGAUGUAGGAUGCAGUCCAAAUGAAGAAAUUGGACUUGAAAAAGGUUACUUCGUAAAGGAUAAGAACGGUAACACCCAUGCAGAUUGGUGGAACACUAACACUUCCCAUCAAAUUGACUUUACACAGGAAGAAGCUCGUAAAUGGUACUCUGAUAGAGUUAGCAAAAUCAAAAAUCAUGGAAUAGACAGCUUCAAGUUUGACGCUGGAGAAUCUGACUAUGCGAAUCAGCCAAACGUUUAUCCAAACGAGGACAUCGAAUUGGUACCAAACUCCCUUACAAGUCAUUACAUCAGGACGGUUGCUAAGUUUGGUGAUUUGGUUGAAGUUCGCUCUGCAUACAAGACUCAAGAUUUGCCAAUUUUCCUUCGCAUGCUCGACAAAGACUCUUCAUGGGGAUUCGAAAAUGGACUAAGGACUUUGGUUACCACCCUCUUGCAGCUAAAUAUGAACGGUUAUACUUUGGUUUUGCCUGAUAUGAUUGGAGGUAACGCUUAUAAUGGUCUGUCACCUGAUGCUGAGCUCUUGGUUCGUUGGUCUCAAGCUAAUGUCUUCAUGCCCGCCAUGCAAUUUAGUUUUCUUCCUUGGGAAAUUCCAAGUGAUAAGUUUGAUACAGAAAAGCUGAUUAAAAAAACUAUCGAUUUACAUAGUGAAUAUAGUGGAGAAAUAUUAAAGGCUAUGAAUGAGUCGAUUGUGAAUGGUACUCCAGUUAAUCCACCUAUUUGGUGGGUCGAUCCUUUGGAUAAGGUUGCACUGGGAGUUAAUGAUGAAUACCUAUUAGGUGAAAGUAUAUUGGUUGCACCAGUUAUGGAUCAAGGGGCAGUUUCAAGAGAUGUCUAUUUACCUGUUGGAUCUUGGAAGGAUGGAAACACUGGGGAAAUUUUCAUUGGUCCAAUCAAUAUAGAAAAUUACAGUGCACCUAUUGAUGUCUUACCUUACUUUAUAAAACAAUAACUAAAAUGUAUAUAAUGAUGUAUUUAUAAUGAUAAAUUAAAAUAUAUAGAAUAAAAUAAUUUAUAUUAUGUA